AUGCCGAUGAGGGGUGUUCAACGCUUUGGAGUAUCUGGCAAGCUUAGACCUCGUUAUGUGGGACCGUUCGAGAUACUAGAGCGAGUCAGAUCGUUGGCUUACCGAUUGGCUUUAAGCCCUCAGCCAGCUCAUGUGCACGAUGUCUUUCAUGUUUCUAUGCUUCGCAAGUAUGUGGCAGAUCCCAGUCAUGUUAUCAAUUAUCACCCGCUCGUAGUGCAAGAGGACGCGUCAUACACUGAGUUGCUAGCUAGUAUUGUGGAUCAAAAAGAAAAAAUGCCUCACAAUCGUACAAUUCCCUAUGUAAAGAUUCAGUGGCAACGACAUACCCUUGAGGAGGCUACUUGGGAGCUAGAGGAGGAUAUUAGGCGACUUCACUCUCACUUAUUUGCUUAG
Molecule: messenger RNA, 393 nt
Organism: Diospyros lotus (date-plum)
Lineage: Eukaryota; Viridiplantae; Streptophyta; Magnoliopsida; Ericales; Ebenaceae
Exons: 1
Coding region: 1-393 (130 amino acids)
Source: RefSeq, a predicted model, not a curated record